AUGAGAGGUCGGGGCAGGGGCCCUUCUGGUGGACGGGGCUAUCCGUCAGAAGGGGAGGGUCGAGGUCAGGGAGGCCGCUUCGGCGCGAGAGGCCGUGGGGGCGGCGGAGGAGGUCGAGGAGGUGGCGGUCGCGGGCCGCCUGCAUACGAGCCGCACCCGCCAGCGCCGCAGCCUGGCUACUACGAGGCGCCUGCUGCGCCGUACGCUCCUCCAGCACCGUUUGCCGCUGGACCCCCGGCUCCUGCUGCUCCUCGGCCAGUGGCGGCGCCGUCCGUCCCACCGCCUGCACCCGCUCCUCUGCCGCCCACCGCAGCGCCGUCCACCGAGGCAGUCGUCGCGCAGCUCACUGGACUCGCGAUGUCUCGCCCCUCCGGCGUCACCUCUCCGUUCCCGCGACGCCCUGACCGAGGGGGCACUGUGGGGCAGAUCAUGAAGAUCCGUGUGAACCAUUUUCCGCUUCAGAUUGCGGACCUCGUCAUUUAUCACUACGAUGUUGUUAUCUCCCCUGAUAUUGCGAUCAAGCGGAUCAACCGGGAGGUCAUUCGCGAGUUGUCGCGCGUGUAUCAUUCGUCGCAUCUGGGAAAUCGUCUGCUGGCCUUCGACGGCGUCAAGAACGUGUACACGGCCGCGCCGCUACCGUUCGAGGCGCAGGAGUUUCAGGUGUCUCUGCCCGACGACCGUCCAGCCCCGGCGGCAGGGGAAGCUCAGUCGCGUCGGCCGCGCGACCGGUCGUUCAAGGUGGUGCUGCGGCUGGCGGCGAGUGCGAGCGUGUCGCAGCUGAUGGAGUUCCUGGCGGGGCGGCAGACGGACGUGCCGCAGGAGGUGCUGCAGGCCAUUGACAUCGUGCUGCGGGAGCAGCCCACUCGCAUGUACGUGCCCGUGGCGCGGUCCUUCUUCAGUCCGGACCUUGGUCCGCGCGCGCCCAUCGGCAACGGCGUGGAGGCGUGGAAGGGCUUCUAUCAGAGCGUGCGCCCCACUCAGAUGGGGCUCACGCUCAACAUCGACAUGGCGGCGACGGCGUUCUUGGAGCCGCUGAUGCUGCCAGAUUUCGUGAUGCGCCUGCUCAACCGCCACUCGCUGCAGCACCCACUCUCCGACUUUGAGCGCGUCGCGCUGCGCAAGGGGCUGAGGGGUGUACGCAUAGAGGUGACGCACCGCGGGCAGAUGCGGCGUAAGUACAAGCUUACGGGGCUCACCACACAGCCGCUGCACGCCCUCACCUUCCCGUUGACGACCCCCGAGGGGGAGACGCAGGUGGUGACGGUGGAGGCGUACUUCCGCCAGCACUACAACCUCGCCCUGCAGUUGCGCAACAUGCCCUGCGCCACCACCGGCCAGGGCGACCGCCUCAACUACCUCCCGCUUGAGGUGUGUCGCAUCGUGGAGGGGCAGAGGUACAAUAAGAAGCUGAACGAGGUGCAGACGAGCCAGAUCCUCGUGCACGCCGCUCGCAAGCCCUUUGAACGGGAGCGCGAGAUCAACCAGACGGUGCGGCACAACGCGUAUGAGCGCGACCCCUUCGCGGCUGAGUUUGGCAUCCGAGUGGCGCCCCAGAUGGCCACCGUGAACGCACGAGUGCUGCCCACGCCCACGCUCAAGUACGCGGACUCGGGUGGAGAGCGCACCGUGGUGCCGCAAGUGGGCGCCUGGAACAUGAUGAACAAGCGUGUGUUGACGGGCGCGGUGGUGAGGCGCUGGGCUCUGGUGAACCUCAGUCGACUGCCGCGCCCUGCAGCGGAGCAGUUUGGCCGAGACCUCGCGCACAUGUGCAACGUUACCGGCCUCCAAAUGGAGCAGCGAAUGUGCGUGCCGAUGGUGGGGGGGCAGCCGGGGCAGAUGGAAGCGAUUCUGCGCAGCCUGGCACGCCAGCUGACCCCCGCGCAGCGGCCCAUGCCCGACGUCGACAUUGUCGUCUGCAUCCUUAAUGAGGGCAACGGCCCUCUUUACGGCAAUCUGAAGCGCCUGUGCGAGACCGAGCUCGGCAUUGUCACACAGUGCUGCCUGGCCACCAAGUUAGGCAAGGGCAAACAGUACUUGGCGAACGUGGCGCUGAAGAUCAAUGCCAAGGUGGGGGGCCGCAACACGGCGCUGGUGGACUCGAUACAGCGGCAGAUCCCCCUCGUGUGCCAGGAGCACACCAUCCUAUUCGGUGCUGACGUCACACACCCCUCGCCAGGCGAGGACAACAGCCCCUCCAUCGCCGCUGUGGUGGCGUCCAUGGACUGGCCGGAGAUGGCGCGCUACCGGGCGCUCGUCACAGCGCAGGCGCACCGAGUGGAGAUCAUCCAGAACCUCUACACGUGCACGCAGGACGCCAAUGGCAUGCCGCAGCACGGCGGCAUGGUCAGGGAGCUGCUGAUCAGCUUCUACCGCUCCACGGGCCACAAGCCCCAGCGUGUCGUCAUGUACAGGGACGGAGUGAGCGACGGGCAGUUUGCGGCAGUCAAGGAAUACGAGGUGGCGGCUAUCAAGCAGGCGUGUGCAUCGCUGGAGGAGAACUACCGGCCGCUGGUGACAUUUGCGGUGGUGCAGAAGCGGCACCACACGCGCUUCUUCCCGUUUGACUCGCGCAACCGCAGCACCACGGACCGCAGUGGCAACGCCCUGCCCGGCACCGUGAUCGACACGGGCAUCUGCCACCCCACCGAGUUCGACUUCUACCUGCUCAGCCACUCCGGCAUCCAGGGCACGAGCCGGCCGACGCACUACCACGUGGUGCAUGACGAGAACGGCUUUGACUCCAACACACUGCAGCGCAUGACCUACUCCAUGGCCUACACCUAUGCUCGCUGCACUCGUGCUGUGUCCGUUGUGCCGCCUGCGUACUACGCGCACAUAGUGGCGUUCCGAGCGCGCUUCUACAUGGACCCCGACCAGUUCUCCGACACCAGCUCGCAGUCCACUGCCUUUGAGCACGCUCCCGCUGCCCCCGCGCCGUCCACGGUCACGGGCACGUCCGCCACCACGGGGGAGAGCUCCGGCAGCCGCAGCAGCCGCAGCGCUGGGGAAGUCGUGGUGCGCCCGCUGCCACCCCUGCAGGGCCGCGUCAGGGAGCACAUUCCGUCCGGCCAAACCGGAGCAUGGGCAUGCGUGGAUAUAUCGCCGUCUCGUAAUUGCAUCUCCGUUACAACGGAUAAGCACUUUGGUUGCUUCGGUUCAGGGUGGGGCAGUCGGGAGCGCGAGAGCAGGGGGGGCACGAGGCGCGCGAGGAUGGGGUGCUGCCUGUCCAAGCCGGACGUGCUCGGCGCGUCUCAAAGCGGACCCGCUCCCGACAAGGCACAGAAGGGCAGCGUAGUGGAUGGCGAGGCGCAAGCGGAAAAGGCGGAGGCGGGGAAAACGUCGAAAGCAGUCGACGGCCUCGCGGCCGCAGCAUCAGGGGCGGUGGCGGGAGGCGAGGAGGCGAUGGCGGACGCGGAGGAGUUCGCGGACGCGCAGUCGGCGGCUGACGUGGACGACGACUUCAAGAGCGCCGGAGCAGAGUCGCUGUCGUCCGUGAGCUGCCUGAGCUACCAGAUCGAGUCGCUGCCGCCCUCCACGCCCUCCGCCCGCAAGAACCUCGACUUCUCCUCCCCUUCCGCGCAACCCAGCGGCGGGGAGAAGGCGGGUGAAGAGGGGAUAGCAGGGGAGGGCGGAAAAGGCGUAGUGGUUGCGGUUGGGGAGGGGGAAGGCGGGGAGGAAGCGGGUAAGGAGGUCCUUAGGGGCGCGGGGAAGGGGGACAAGGCGCAAGCGGAUGCAGAGGAGGCGGAGGAAGCAGGGGCCGCGGAGGCGGGCGGCGAGGAAAAAGCUGCGGGCGCGGCGGCAUCGAUGGGGUGUUUGAGCGCGGUGGUGCCGGCGGACGGCGUGACGAUGAACUGCCUCAGCGGCGGGGACAGGCGCGACGGGCGCGCGGACGAGGGGCGCUCCAUGUGGGCGGGGAUGGCGUUGUGGGGAAAGAAGGAGGGGGGCGCGGGGAAGGGGGAGGACGGUGCAGCGAAGGAGAGCGCAGCGGAGAAGGAUGGGGAGGAGGUGGGCGCGAAAGCGGAAGGGGAACUGGCAGAGGCGGGCGCGGGAGGAGAGGAGGCGACGUGCUUUCCCAAGCUGAGGCGAAAGAGCGGGAAGGCGGGCGGCAGCAGCGGACAGGUGGCAGAUGAGGAGAAGGUGGCGGGCGCUGAGGGGGACGCGAGGGGCGACGGGCAAGCGGAGGCGGUGGGGGAGGAGGAGGCGGGGCAGUCAGGGCGGCGGAGGGUGUUCGGGGAGGACAUCCCCGUGCACCCCAACGUGGCGCUCAACGCCUUCAUGAAGGCCCAGCGGAGCGAGGCGCCAGCAGGCAUGGCGACGGGCAAGGCCGCGGAGGCACACGCGCGGGCGGAAGGCGUGGAGGAGCAGGGGGCAGAGGCAGCGCAGGCGGCGGAGGAGCGUUCGGAACAGCAAGGGGAGCGGAGGAGGAGGAUGAGGAGGAGGAGGAAUUUUCUGAGCGUGGGCAGUGGUGACGACGCGCACUCCCAAGAGUCUGUACCAUUGCAACUGCCCGCGCCCUCCUCGCCACCGUCCCUUUCCCCUGCCGCGCCCGCCACCCCCCUGGCCGGCAAGCUACCCCACGACCUGCCACCUGUGCCCGAGUUGGAAGAGGCAGCAGACGCACGCCCAGGCCCCGGCUCAUCCACGCCCCCUGCUGCACCCGACACGCCCCCCCUCGCCACGCCCCCACCCGCAGCGUCGCAGCUCACCCCCACCCUCGCCCCGUUGGCCACCGCGCCCCCCUCCGCCUCCUCUGCCUGCGCGCUGCCUGCUGUGCUGCCCCCUGCUGCCGUGCUGGCUGAGAGUGCAGCGAGUGAGGGGUCGGUGGCGCCGUCCGAACCUGUUGUUGCAAUCGACGCUGCUGCUCCCCCCGACCUACCCACCCUCCCUUCGUCCACCAGUGCGCACACUGCCCCCUCCGCCUCCUCGCUGCCAUCGCUCAUCCCCAUCAAGAUCCGUCCAUUCUCCCUCUCCACCUCUUCCUCUGCUGCUGCACCCGCUCCGCCCUCGCCCUCCCCCUCGCCCCGCCCCCCCAGCGCCCCCUCCGCGCACCGCCUGGUGUCCUUCCUGCGCCGCCCCUCCUCCCCUGGCCGCCAUGCCCCCGCGCGCCGCUCCUCCGACGCCUCCGCCUCCACCGCCGCCGCUGCUGCUGCCACCGCCGCCUUCCACGCGGAGGCUGGCGGGGCGGACAGCAAGCCCGCCGCCAAGCCCAGCAGCGCCUCCUCCACCGCCCCACAUGCAGUGCCCAUGUCCCCGCUGCGCCCGCCCCCUCUUCGCACGGGCAGUGGAGUGCUGCAGCGCUGCAACUCGCUGCAGCUGUCCGCCAUGUCGCCCCUGGGCGCCAAUAGCCCCGGCCUCUUCCUCUCCGCCAGCGUGCGCAGCACGUCCCGCAAGCCCCUGGCGGGGCAGCUGCCGCGCCUGUCGCCCUCGGAGUACGCCGCCCACCUGGAAGCGGAAGCCAGCGCAGCGGGCGGCAGCAGUGCGGGGCAGGGCGGCACUGGGGCGGGGUCGUGGCAGGGCGAGGGCGAGGGCGAGGGCGGGGUGUCGUUUGCACAGGGGGGCCAGGCGGACAGCCACAGCUGCACGCACUUCUGGACGCCCGUGGCGCCCUCCUGCUUCCGCGUGCGCGGCGCCGACUACUUCUCCACGUCAUGUGAGAGGGCAGCGCACCCAGUGGCGCCAUACGUGGUGACGGCGGUGGAUGUGUUCCGCGCGCCCACCAAGCUCACCCAUGUCGCGCGCCUCGUGCAACUGCCCGGCCCCCUCACCUCCUUCCCCCACGCCCAUGCCUCCUCCGCCGCCCCCUCCCCCGCGCCCUUCGCCCUGCCACCACACGCCUCCGACUCCACUAACACGGCACCCAGCGCCGCUGAUGCAGCGGGGGGCAGCAGUGCGGUGGGCAGUGCGCUGAGUGCACGGGAGGUGGCAGCGCUGGUGUCGGCAUGGCCGCCCUACCUCGUCAUCAACAUCCAGGCGCCCAUGCAGCUGGCGAGGCAGCCCCACGCACACGGGGCAGGGGAAGCGCCCCCAGCGGUGGCACAAGGGGGCCGCGCGGAGGGCGUGAGCGUGGUGCUGUACGCGCAGGUCUGCAGCGACUUCUUCCUCUCCGCCCCGCCCAACAUGCUGCCCCUGCUGCAGGGCAUGGCGCGGGGCUUCAUGGCGGAGGGAGCGGGUGGGUCGGUGCCGUUCCGCGAGCGCGUCAAGCUUACCCUCGUCAAGCGCGCCCCGCCACGCGCCCCCCAUGGGCAAGGGGCGGCCGAGCGAGUGGCGGAGAGUGCGGGGGAGGGGAUGGGGGAGAGUGCGGGGGAGGGGAUGGGGGAGAGUGUGGGAGAGGGUGACGAGGGGAAGGCACAGGAGGGAGUAGCAGAGGAGAGUGGCGUGGAGGAAGGGGAGGCGAGCGGCAAGGAGGCAACGGUGAAAGCGGAGGAGGGGGUGGCAGAGGGCGGUAGUGAUGGGAGCAGUGGAGUGGGGGAUGAGAGUGCGUCUCUGCUCGUGCAUCCCUGCCAGAUGUUCUUCCGGGGGCCGGACUACCUGGAGGUGGACGUGGACUUGCACCGCGUGCCGGACGACCGCCGCCGCCCGCUGCUGGGCGUGCUGGGCGCACUGCCCACCCACCAUGUUGACAUUGCCAUCGUCUCCCAGGGCAACAACGAGUGGGAGGUACCGGAGCCCGUGGUGGCGUGUGCGCGCCUCGGCCACAUCGAUGCUGACCUCCUCACCACCCUGCGCCACAUGCCCUGA
Closterium sp. Yama58-4 is the source of this 6738-nucleotide messenger RNA. NCBI's taxonomy places the organism in Eukaryota, Viridiplantae, Streptophyta, Zygnematophyceae, Desmidiales, Closteriaceae. The record is from the annotation of a GenBank genome assembly.